AUGGUCAAGGAAUUACGCGCACUGAGGGAUAAGAUUCAACAACAAAAUAGUCAAUUUGCAGAAAUCCAAACACGUUUAAAUCGACAUGAAACUUUCAUCCAAGCCAGCUACUACCACAACACUCUCACACCUGGCGCCGUCCUGGAUGAGUGGGCCGAUAUCCCACACGACCGACCCGAACGAAAUGUGGCCGUCCACGGCGGAAAUAUCAUCCUUGAUAUUACUUACCGCUAUCACCGACAUGGCAUUGGUCGAUGCUCAACACGCUACCCGGUGGAAGCAGCGACAUUAUAA
This is a messenger RNA of Penicillium samsonianum, 294 nucleotides long. RefSeq lists its product as uncharacterized. The coding region runs from base 1 to 294 and encodes 97 amino acids. Lineage: Eukaryota; Fungi; Ascomycota; Eurotiomycetes; Eurotiales; Aspergillaceae. The transcript has a single exon. The record is from RefSeq and is a predicted model, not a curated record.